AUGGGGGCCUUGAAUGGGGAGAACACACCUGGGCAGGUAGAGCUGCACUCUCCGGACGCCAAGCACACGGUGGUGUUACGGUGUAAAGACACAGCCUCGGCCCAGGCCUGGUUCGAGGUCAUGCAGUCGGCGACCUCUAACCUCAUCAACAAGGUCAUCACAGAGGUCAAAGAGCACACGGGAAGAACAGGAAUCGCAGGGAGCAGAGAGAUCAGACACCUGGGCUGGCUGGCUGAGAAGACAGAGAAUGAGAAGCAGCAGUGGAAGCCAGUGCUGGUGAUGGUGACAGAGAAAGACCUGCUCCUCUAUCACAGCCUUCCACGCAUGAAGGCUUCCUGGCACAGCCCUGCACACACAUACCCACUGUUAGCUACACGGCUGGUGCACUCUGGUCCCGACCGAGGCUCUCCCCAGCCGGGCGUGGAGCUGUCCUUCGCCACACGUACGGGAACCAGACUGGGCAUCGAGGCCCACCUGUUCAGAGCUGAGACCUGUCAGGACCUUUCACUGUGGACCAGGCACAUCGUUACGGGCUGUCACUCCUCUGCCCAGAUGAUCAAAGAAGUCACUACCAGCUGUGUGUACAAGGGCCAGGAGUGCAGGCUGGUGAUCCACUACGAGCAGGGCUUCUCUGUCCUGGCUGAGCAGAAGGGGGAGGACCAGGUGGACCAGGGGAACCAGAACCAAGCCAAACCUCUCCUCUGCUACCCCUUCGAACGCCUCAAGAUGUCCUCCGACGACGGGGUCAGGAUGCUCUUCCUGGAUUUCAGUGGAAAAGAGGGUGAAGUUCAGCUGGACCUCCACUCGUGCCCAAAGCCUAUCGUCUUCAUCCUCCACUCAUUCCUCUCGGCAAAGAUCGCCAGACUCGGCCUGGUAGCAUAAAGGUUCUGUUUACCACCAACGGACCACAAGGACUGAACUGUUCCAGACUUCUAGAGUGGAGUGUCCCGGAGUUCCACAGUGGAGUGUACAGAACAGAGGAGGACAUGGCUGAUAACUGAACUACGAGAACAAGGACUGUGAUGUGCAGUGAACUAGACACAGGAUCUACCCUGAUUCAAAGUCCACACAAACAGCUCAAAAUGAAUGGAUCAUGUUUCAAAAAACUUGAAUGAGUUGUUUUGUGUAUUUAUAGAAACACAUGCAUUACCGAUGACAUCAUAGUGAGAGAUUAGUUACAACAGAAGAAAUUGUUUUGUUCAAAUCGUCGUUAAGCUGUACAAGAACAAUAAUCUAUUGUGUUGGUACUAAAAACAUACUGGAAAUAUUAUCUAUCUAGCAUCCAUCCAUCCUACGCUAAUUGUUUAUUCGGCAAUCUCUGUCCGCAAAUAAUUCAGCGAUUACUGUUAACUUAAAUGAAAAAGUUACGGUGAAAAAGAUUGUAAAGGCUGCUUGAAAAUGUAAAUUGUCCUACGCCUUUGGCAGCUAUUAUAAUUCAAGGCUUAGUUUUAUUUUAACUCUGUUAAUGAUGCACAUAAAUUACAUAUUUCUGGA
Oncorhynchus nerka (sockeye salmon) is the source of this 1494-nucleotide messenger RNA. RefSeq names its product syntrophin, basic 1 (gene sntb1). Gene Ontology annotation, molecular function: structural molecule activity. Lineage: Eukaryota; Metazoa; Chordata; Actinopteri; Salmoniformes; Salmonidae. Bases 1 to 882 code for a protein of 293 amino acids. The record is from RefSeq and is a predicted model, not a curated record. The transcript is spliced from 6 exons. Gene Ontology annotation, cellular component: intracellular anatomical structure; synapse; dystrophin-associated glycoprotein complex.